Molecule: messenger RNA, 7792 nt
Organism: Fukomys damarensis (Damara mole-rat)
Lineage: Eukaryota; Metazoa; Chordata; Mammalia; Rodentia; Bathyergidae
Gene: Hdac4
Product: histone deacetylase 4
Exons: 27
Coding region: 373-3636 (1087 amino acids)
Biological process (GO): negative regulation of transcription by RNA polymerase II; chromatin organization
Cellular component (GO): histone deacetylase complex
Molecular function (GO): histone deacetylase activity
Source: RefSeq, a predicted model, not a curated record
CGCAGGGCUGAAGGCUGGCACUGCCCCGAGCUGCCGAGUGGGCCUGUCCUUGCCCGGAGCCCGGCUUCCAGUCAGUAUCCGUCCUGGCUCCCUCCGUUUUCUCCACCGCGAAGCGCUGGGCUCAGGCGCCUGGAGAGUCCUCCGCUGUGCAGGUUCACUGCUACAAGGCCCAGCGAAGACCUCUGCUCUCCCUGUGGAUUACUUGCUGCACAAGGCCCCAGCAGUGAGGCUCGGAGCCUAUGCGCCUGUGACCGACCCUGCUCGUUUCCUUACUCGUAUGUGCUGGUGGAAGUUGGCAGCUCAUUGGAGCUACUGUUUACGUGGAACUUUUGAGCCAUUCUGAAUCGACUGAAGGCUUAGACGCUGCUAGCAAUGAGCUCUCAAAGCCGUCCAGAUGGUCUUUCUGGCCGAGACCAGCCAGUGGAGCUGUUGAAUCCUGCCCGAGUGAACCACAUGCCCAGCACAGUGGAUGUGGCCACAGCACUGCCCUUGCAGGUGGCCCCCACAGCAAUGCCCAUGGACCUGCGCCUGGACCACCAGUUCUCACUGCCGGUGGCAGAGCCAGCACUACGGGAACAGCAGCUGCAGCAGGAGCUUCUGGCACUGAAGCAGAAGCAGCAGAUUCAGCGGCAGAUCCUCAUUGCUGAGUUCCAGCGGCAGCAUGAGCAGCUGUCCCGGCAGCACGAAGCCCAGCUGCAUGAGCACAUAAAGCAGCAGCAGGAGAUGCUGGCUCUCAAGCACCAGCAGGAGCUGCUGGAGCACCAGCGCAAGCUGGAGAGGCACCGCCAGGAGCAGGAGCUGGAGAAGCAGCACCGUGAGCAGAAGCUGCAGCAGCUCAAGAACAAGGAGAAGGGCAAGGAGAGUGCCGUGGCCAGCACAGAAGUGAAAAUGAAGCUACAGGAGUUCGUCCUCAACAAGAAGAAGGCCCUGGCCCACCGGAACCUGAACCAGUGCAUUUCCAGUGACCCCCGCUUCUGGUACGGGAAGACACAGCACAGCUCCCUGGACCAGAGCUCUCCCCCACAGAGCGGGGUGUCAGCCUCCUACAACCACCCGGUCCUGGGGAUGUACGAUGCCAAAGAUGACUUUCCUCUGAGGAAAACAGCUUCUGAACCCAACCUGAAGUUACGGUCCCGGCUUAAGCAGAAAGUGGCAGAGAGACGGAGCAGCCCCCUGUUGCGCAGGAAGGAUGGGCCCGUGGUUACUGCCCUCAAAAAGCGGCCCCUGGAUGUCACAGACUCUGCAUGCAGCAGCGCCCCGGGCUCCGGGCCCAGCUCACCCAACAGCAGCUCUGGCAACGUCAGCACCGAGAAUGGCAUCACGUCCAGCGUGCCCAGCGUCCCGGCUGAGACCGGCUUGGCGCACAGACUUGUGACUCGAGAAGCCUCUGUCGCCCCACUCCCCCUCUACACGUCACCGUCCCUGCCCAACAUCACCUUGGGUCUUCCUGCUACCGGCCCUUCCGUGGGCACAGCGGCCCAGCAGGACGCCGAGAGGCUCGCUCUCCCGGGCCUGCAGCAGCGGAUCUCCCUCUUCCCCGGCACCCACCUGGCCCCCUACCUGGGCACCUCACCCCUGGAGCGGGAUGGCGGGGCAGCGCACAACCCCCUUCUGCAGCACAUGGUCCUGCUGGAGCAGCCGCCCACACAGACACCCCUUGUCACAGGCCUGGGCGCACUGCCCCUGCACGCACAGCCCCUGGUCGGCGCAGACCGUGUGUCCCCAUCCAUGCACAAGCUGCGGCAGCACCGCCCACUGGGACGCACGCAGUCAGCGCCACUGCCACAGAGCGCACAGGCCCUGCAGCACCUGGUGAUCCAGCAGCAGCACCAGCAGUUCCUGGAGAAGCACAAGCAACACUUCCAGCAGCAGCAGCUGCACAUGGGCAAGAUCAUCCCCAAACCCAGUGAGCCAGCCCGGCAGCCUGAGAGCCACCCCGAGGAGACGGAGGAGGAGCUCCGUGAGCACCAGGCCCUGCUGGAUGAGCCCUACUUGGACCGGCUCCCAGGUCAGAAGGAGGUUCAUACACUGGCCGGCGUGCAAGUGAAACAGGAGCCCAUCGAGAGCGACGAGGAGGAGGUGGAGCCCACGCGGGAGGUGGAGCCCGGCCAGCGCCCACCCACUGAGCAGGAGCUGCUCUUCAGACAGCAAGCGCUCCUGCUGGAGCAACAGCGGAUCCACCAGCUGAGGACAUACCAGGCAUCCAUGGAGGCUGCAGGAAUCCCUGUGUCCUUCGGCAGCCACCGGCCUCUGUCCCGGGCACAGUCCUCCCCAGCAUCUGCCACUUUCCCUGUGACUGUCCAGGAGCCCCCCAGCAAGCCAAGGUUCACCACAGGCCUUGUGUACGACACACUGAUGCUAAAGCACCAGUGCGCCUGUGGGAACAGCAACAGCCACCCCGAGCAUGCUGGGAGGAUCCAGAGCAUCUGGUCCCGCCUGCAGGAGACCGGCCUGCGCAGCAAGUGUGAGUGCGUCCGUGGACGGAAGGCCACUCUGGAGGAGCUGCAGACGGUACACUCAGAGGCCCACACGCUGCUGUAUGGCACAAACCCCCUCAACAGGCAGAAGCUGGACAGUAAGAAACUUCUAGGCUCCCUGACCUCCGUGUUUGUGAGGCUACCUUGCGGUGGUGUUGGGGUGGACAGUGACACCAUCUGGAACGAGGUGCACUCAUCAGGCGCAGCUCGUCUGGCCGUGGGUUGCGUGGUGGAGCUGGUCUUCAAGGUGGCUACGGGAGAGCUGAAGAAUGGCUUUGCUGUGGUCCGGCCCCCAGGACACCACGCAGAGGAGAGCACGCCCAUGGGCUUUUGCUACUUCAACUCGGUGGCAGUCGCAGCCAGGCUCCUGCAGCAGCGGCUGAGUGUGAGCAGGAUCCUCAUUGUGGACUGGGACGUGCACCACGGGAACGGGACCCAGCAGGCUUUCUACAGCGACCCCAGCGUCCUCUACGUGUCCCUGCACCGCUAUGACGAUGGGAACUUCUUUCCAGGCAGCGGUGCACCUGACGAGGUGGGAACGGGGCCAGGCGUGGGCUUCAAUGUCAACAUGGCCUUCACGGGCGGCCUCGACCCCCCCAUGGGAGACACAGAGUACUUGGCAGCCUUCAGAACCGUGGUCAUGCCAAUCGCCAACGAGUUUGCUCCAGACAUGGUGCUGGUGUCAUCAGGCUUUGAUGCUGUGGAGGGCCACCCCACACCUCUCGGAGGGUACAAUCUCUCUGCCAAAUGUUUCGGAUACCUUACGAAGCAGCUGAUGGGCUUGGCCGGGGGCCGCAUUGUUCUGGCUCUUGAGGGAGGCCAUGACCUAACAGCCAUCUGCGAUGCCUCCGAAGCCUGUGUUUCUGCUCUGCUGGGAAAUGAGCUUGAGCCUCUGCCAGAAAAGAUCUUACAGCAGAGACCCAACGCCAAUGCUGUCCGCUCCAUGGAGAAGGUCGUGGAGAUCCACAGUAAGUACUGGCGCUGCCUGCAGCGUGUGUCCUCCACGGUGGGACACUCGCUCAUCGAAGCGCAGAAAUGUGAAAAUGAGGAAGCCGAGACGGUAACCGCCAUGGCCUCGCUGUCCGUGGGUGUGAAGCCCACUGAGAAGAGCUCAGCAGGAGACUUUCCGUGUUGCUCGUGCGUCCUGCGCGGGCUCUGAGCACAGGGACGCCAGGCUUGCAGCGGCGGCAGGAGGCCUUUCCACCGCCCAGACCGCAGGUCUCAAGAGGCACAUGCACACCCAGCGUGGCAGCCUCUCGUGGACAUAGGACGCUGACGAUGUGGAAGCCAAGCACACUCGGGCAUUCCCCGGGAAGCCGCAAAGGAAGCCCCUGCGGCAGCUGGGGCAGAGUUGCUGGAUUUAGUUGACACGAGGAAAGGAAAAGUGAAAAUCAAAGAUCUAAUAAUACAAAACAAACUUGAUUAAAACUGGUGCUUAACGUUUGAUUCUUACCCACAGUUCUACAGUCUCCAUGUAAACCACUCAGCUCAUCUUGUAGCUUAUUUUUUUUAAACAGAAAGUUUUCUAUGGCUCCUGCCUGCCCAUGCACCUCAGCAGCGCACCGUGAGGUUUGCAGAUGGGCAGGGGUAGAGCUGGAGGAACCUUUAAAGACAAAACUGGACAAAGCAAGCGUGAGCCUGGGAGUCAGCCUGAGCUUUUCAAAGCCAUUGGAAGAUACGAGUUUGUGCCUUUUUUUUUACUGCUCUGAUGGAUUUUUGUGGCUGGGUUUUCUGAAGUCUGAGGAACAAUGCCUUAAGAAAAAAUCAACAGCAGGGGUCGGUGGGACUAUUUCCUGUGGCUGGGAGCCCACGGCGCUGGCCUGGUGCUCCACAGGCCACACCAGCGUGUCUGGAGCUCCGCGUCCACGGCCUUGCGUGGCUUUCCUGCUGUUUAGCAGAAGUGGAGGUUCCAGGAAAGCGGUAAACACUGUUGGGGGUUUUGAAGUCCAGCAGAUUGUAAACGAAUCCAAAGUGUUCUUUCUCACCAUCACGUAGCAGCAAGCAUCUCCAUUGGUCGUGAAGCAUGUCGUAGACACCGCAGUGGUGCGAUCGGAAUGCCUUCAUCCAGAGCAAGCAGCAUGAAGCAUUGCUUAGCUAGGUAUAAAUAAGUAUAUGUAUAUGUAUAAUGUAUACCCCAGUGUAUCCCACGCUAAGAAACUUGAUUCUUACGAGGUCUUGGUAAAUAUUUAUAUGCAUUUAUAGAAAAAAUAUAUAUAUAAUAAAUGCAGAUUGCGACGGUCCUGGUGAGUGGGGGGCUCGUUGCAAGCCCCUCGGUGCUUCGCAAGAGCGAGGAGGUGCGGCCAUGGCCGCCAGCCUGUCCAUCCCGGGCAGCUUCUACCCAUUUGUACUUUAAUUUUAAUUAUUUUCUAACAGAGGCCCUGUCCUCUCCAUGCCUCCAUGCACAUAUGUACCUAAUGAGUUUUUAUAGCAAAUGAUAUAAAUUUGCUGUUGAUUUUUGUAUGAGUUUUUCACUAAAAGAUCUAAAUAAGCAUUGUUUUGUGAAUUUUACAUUUUUUUCUCACCAUUUCUGAAUGGUAAUAAUGUCUAAACUGUUUUCUAAAUUCUUGAUUGAACAUUUUUUUAACUUUGACAGUUUUUUAUGAUUUGUUUUUGUUUGUUCUGUGCAGUGCGCAGGCCGCUGUUAGAGCUGACUUUCUGAGCGUGAGCAUCAGCAAGGUCAGCACCUGGGCCUUUUGGGGCGGUACCAGCUGUGCCAUCUCCUGGCCCUGUCCCAGGAGCUGUGCUGAGCAGCUGGGGCCCCCGCUUCCUGCAGCACUUGGGGUGUCGAGGUGUUUUCCUCUCCCCAGCAAGGCCUACAGCUGCAGUGGGCCGGAGUGCCAGUGUCAGUGGGCCGGAGUGCCAGUGUCAGUGGGCCCGUGCCGCGUGUAGACUCUAACCACUCCAGCGGGUAGAACCCGGCCCCGUUUCCCAAAGACCCUUUAUGCGUGUCGGCGGUGCAUGGCCACGCUGUCCCUGCGCCCAUUCUGAUUUCUUCCGCAGCCGCACGGCUGGGGCUCUUAGGCACCAGGAAGCCAGGGCCUCACCACCUGCCCAGCCCGCAGUGUGAGCUUCGGGAGGGCCGCCAGGCCUUGUCUUUCUUUCUCUUUACAGUGACUGACAGCCACUUUUACUGGUAACUUACUUUCUAGCACUUGAAGCCACCAGUUUCAUUCCAAAGUGUGUCGUAGUUGAGACUUGAGGGAGGAGGUUCAGAUGCUCAGGAGGGACCCCAAGCCAGGUUUCCGAUUUUGGUGAAGUUUACAGGGUAGGCACUAACUCAGCCAGACUUGUGCCGGGUGAGUGCACCUUCUUGGAGUCGCAGUCAUGCUGCCCUUGGGCAGUGCCAAGUGGUGGUUGGUUGGAGCAGGGCAGAGCAGUCUGGGCAUGUCUGACUGACCCCUCCCUGCUGGCUGCUCUCAGCUCCAAAGCCAACCUCGGAAGGAGGCGCUGCCGCUGCCAUGGAGGGCCGCCCAGGCCCUUCCCACUGGUGGCACUGCAAGGUGCCAGGGCCAGGGCCAGCGCCAGCUCCUCCAGCCACGCACCCUUGUGGCCCUGUGCCCACAUGGUGCCCGGGAGGCCACAUCAUUUCACUGUGCUUUCAGAUGGGGUAAUGUGGGCUGCUGAGUGGCCAGGCUGUCGCUGCAGCACAAAGCCUCCCCAUCUGGCUCAGCGGGGGCCUGGUGGCCACAGGCCUCCCUCGCCAGCACACCCACUCCACAGCGUGCUGCAGCCACUACCGUGUAGCCUUUUCUUUCCUUUGAAGACACACUCGGCCCAUGUCCACAGCCAGCAACAGGCAGGUGGCAGGCAUGGCCGUGGCCCCUGUGGAUGGGACACGGCAGGGAGGGCUCGCCACACAUCUCCCUACUGGGCCUGGGGCCUUUGCCUCUCUCUUCUUCUGCAGAGGCUGGAGGGCACUGGCCGGGAGUCAGAGCGAGCACUUUAAGCCUUUAGUGGAGGGAAGCCCUGGCCAGUGACCCACACUGGCAUCACCCUGCCGGGUUUCCCACUGCACGUGCUGUGCCCACACCCCACCAGCAGGUGGCGCCACCUCUGGGAUGGCACCACCUCGCGGGCUCCCACUCCGGGGCCAGUUUGUUGAAGUGUUUCAGUUUUUCUUUCCUUUCAAACUUUUCCAAGUGGAAGGCCGUGGAGUCUGAUGUUGCGGCACUGGCCAUGGACCUGGUGUUUCUCUCCAUCGGAGCAUUCCUCCAUCCCGGCCAUGGCCUCGUGCUCAUUCCUGGUUUUGUAGACUUUGGGCCCACGUGUUUCAUGGGCAUUGAUACAUAUAUAAAUAUAGAGAUAUAAACAUAUGAAUAUAUUUUUUUAAGUUUCCUACACCUGGAGGUUGCAUGGCCUGUACGCCCGGCAUGUCUUUAUAUUGUAUACAGAUUUUGCACGCCAAACUCGGCAGCUUUGGGGAAGAAGAAAAAAAAAUGCCUCUGUUCCCCUCUCGUGACAUUUGCAGACAAAAAGAUGGAGAUUUUUCUGUAAAACAAAACAAAACAAAACCUUGACGGAGAGGAGUCGGGCGGGGGGAGGGAGUUUGAGUCUUAAUGAACUUAUUCUUAAGAAAUUGUACUUUUUAUUGUAAGAAAAAAAUAAAAAGGACUACUUACACGUUUGUCAUACUAAGGGAGAAAGUUCACCUAGCACUUGUGACAUACCAGUAAGAGAGUUUAUUGUAUUUCCGUGGAAACAGUGUUCCAGGGAGACUACAGCGCUCAGAGGAGCCGCCUGUCUCCCGAGUUGAUUUGGAGGGGUUUGAUUUUGUUCAGUUUUUGUUUCCUUUUUCUCUUGCCGCAGGGCCCGCCACAUGCUGCUGGCUGCCCCGGCCCUGUGACCGUUUACUCUGAUUGAGAAGCGGGGUUCCCAAGGGCCCCCUUCCCAGCAGCCCGUGUGGUGAGGGCCCAGAGCUGGCCUGCCUCUGGCGUUGAAGUCUCCUCCUGGAAGGACAGACGGCUGUUUCUGUGUUUCCUGGUGCGUGUCCGCCACCGUGGAGGCGCCCUUUUUUGGUUGCAAGGUGACACGCGCACCUCUGCACAUUUCCUCGUGGGGCUCGCAGAUGUGGCCUGGAGCCCCGCUGUUCCUCUCUGCUGUCUGGACCUCCCCAGUCCCUUCUGCUCAGUGGAUUUGGAGGUCUUGUUUCGGUUUUUUUUCAUUCUUGUUUGUUCUGUAUGAGUGAAGCUUCGCUGACCAGCGGUGUCCUCCUCCAACAGUCAGCUUCUCUUUCCACCUCCCGGAGUCCAGUGCUUGUACCACAUUGCACACUGUCACUCUUGUGGUGUAAAUAAAGACUGUGUUCUUUGCCUCCA